Haemonchus placei is the source of this 735-nucleotide messenger RNA. The record is from the annotation of a GenBank genome assembly. Lineage: Eukaryota; Metazoa; Nematoda; Chromadorea; Rhabditida; Trichostrongylidae.
AUGGAACUCCUUGGAAAAAGGGACAACAUACGAGCAACGGCAUCGACAUAUCUGUCAUUCAACCGACCUCUUCCACCGUCAGAAGAAUACUUCCUACACAGGAGCACUAGCACCAUACUGGACAGGUGUUACCUCUUCACCAGCUCUGCAUGUCCUAAUGAUACAGAAUACUGGGAAAUAGAUGACACUAUUGCUGAUGACAAAAAGGAAUAUGUUUUAACUGAAACUGAAGGCACGGCUGUGUUGAAACGUUUUAAUGCCACAAGCGACCUUCAGCCGACUUUCACUAACGCAGCCAAGCCCGUCUGCUCCUCUACACCGUUAUGUAUCAGCUCGGAAUCUGUUUCCAUCUUGCCGAAUAAUAAUGAAAACAUCAGCGGAUACUAUAGAUCUUUGGAUAAACAUGUCUCAAUUCCGAAAUUCCCACCACCUCCACCGCCUGUCGAAGAGUUCAAAGAAGACACAAUGGUUAUGAUUGAUAGCGAUGACUUCGCUUUAUGGGAGAUCGAGAACUGUCGUACUUGCGUGGAUUCGAUGAGCCCAGAUUUAUCGCUUUGUGAAGAGUCCAUUAUACUGACCGAUAAUGAGGUCGAUCUGAACGAGACGUUCAUCGAAGAAAUGACAUUUUACGUCGACCGACCACCAUCAGAAAUGAGCGUCUUACGUGUCUACAGCAAAACCAAUCCAUCAAAGUUCGAGGAAAUCUUUUUCUUGUCAGAAAGUAUUGAAGUAUGA